Molecule: messenger RNA, 700 nt
Organism: Paramecium octaurelia
Lineage: Eukaryota; Ciliophora; Oligohymenophorea; Peniculida; Parameciidae
Source: the annotation of a GenBank genome assembly
AAGAAGAUAAUAGAAUUCCUAAAAUUUUUAGUUAAUUUGACUGCUUUAGAUGAGACCUAUAUUUGGUGUGGAUCAAAUUCUCUUCAUUUGCUAGUUUAAAUGAAAGUGGAUUUGAGGGAAUAAAAUUUUGAGAAUAUCAGGAUAAGAAAUACCUCUUUAGUUGGUGGGAAUUUUGUAAGAUGAAUAUUCAAUGGAUCAGAAUUUGAUGGAAUGAACUUGAAUUAAGCUAAAAUGUUUAAUUGUAAUUGGAAGAAUAUCAAGAUACAUGAGUUAAAUAAAUUAGAUGGUCAUUGUGGAAUAGUCAAUUAGGUAUGCUUUUCUCCAGAUGGUAAAUUAUUAGCGUCUUGUAGUGAUGAUAAUUCGAUUAUAUUGUGGGAUGUUAAAACAGGAAAAAUAAAGUCUAGAAUCAAGGUAAAGGAAAAAGGAAAAUCAGUAUGCUUCUUACAUAAUACUUUAACAGUAUUAUCUUCUAAUAAAAUGAGUAGGAUGAUUCUUUUUCAAAUAUUGUUGAUGACAUAUGUAAAUGUUUAACUCACACCUGAAAGUAGAAUAAAUUUGUAAGGGUUGGCUAUUGGUAACGAAUGCACUGAUCCAACUGUAUGUACACAUGCAGCUAGGCAAUUCUAAGUUCAUUUUUUUCACUAAAUUGGAGGUAUAAUUUUAUAAGUGAAGAAUUAUAUGAAAAGGUAAGAAGUGUGAA